UAGACUAUUAAGAAAUCAAAAGAGCUAUGGAAUCCAUAUCUCCUAAACGUUUCCUCAAAUUCCUUUUCAUUUUUGUCUGCAUUGCUGCUUCCUUCACAUACUCAACCUCAGCCGUUAGAUCAGUCCGAUCAGCAAUACCCAAAACAAGCACGGACUUCAUUAGGAGAUCAUGCAGAGAAACGACCUAUCCAAGGCUUUGCUUCAGCUCUCUCUCAAUCCACGCAAGCAAAAUCCAAACGAGUCCUCAACUCUUGGCAGCCACGGCCCUCAACGUGACCCUCUCGUCGGCCAAAACGACAUCAAACGUGAUGCUGAAGCUGUCGUUGAGCCACGGGCUGAAGCCGAAGGAGGCUGCCGCCAUGAAGGACUGCGUCGAGGAGCUGAGCGAGUCGGUCGAUGAGCUCCGAAAGUCGAUCGGAGAGAUGAGUAGGCUCAAGAGCCGUAGUAGUUCUAAGCUCAUGAUAAACGACAUUCAAACUUGGGUUAGUGCUGCCUUGACGGAUGAGAAUACUUGCUCGGAUGGGUUCGGAGGAAAAGCCAUGAAUGGGAAGGUGAAGAGUGUUGUGAGAGUCCGGAUUGUGAACGUUGCCCAAUUGACUAGCAAUGCUUUGGCCUUGAUCAACAGAUAUGCCUUGAUUAAUGGUUAAUUUUAUUCCAAUUUGUUUGGGAUCAAUAUCUCAAAGUGUGGUUAAAUUUUUUUUUUUUUUCAAUUUUAGAGGUGAGUAAUUUGGAUUCUAGAUCUUGUGGUGGAAUUGAGUGUGAAUUUAUCGUUAGAUAUGCUUACAAUCACUUAAAAUGUGGUCGGUAUGUAAUAUAUAUAUAUAUAUUAUAUGUGUAUGUAUAUACUAAAAGCCACUAGUAUUGAUAUAUAUUAGUGGUUGGCAAUCUGGUAUGUGUGGAUUCAUGUAAAAGUGAAUGUAUGCUUUGUUAGAGUGAAUUUACCUGAAUUUCUAGAUGGUAAUGUAUUAA
Messenger RNA from Morus notabilis, 969 nucleotides. Its product is annotated as pectinesterase inhibitor 11-like. Gene Ontology annotation, biological process: negative regulation of catalytic activity. The record is from RefSeq and is a predicted model, not a curated record. Gene Ontology annotation, molecular function: enzyme inhibitor activity. Bases 27 to 647 code for a protein of 206 amino acids. The transcript has a single exon. Lineage: Eukaryota; Viridiplantae; Streptophyta; Magnoliopsida; Rosales; Moraceae.